AUGGCUCUAAUAUGCCGAAACCUGUUAAAACAAUGUUUCAACAAACAAAUACAGGCUUAUAGUACACUUAGCGAGAGAUCGAAAGCUCAUCUAAAAUAUUGCUUACUUCCUGACAAAUCAUUUCUUCAAAUUCGGGGACCCGAUACUGUUAAGUUCCUGAAUGGUUUAGUGAUGGCAAAGCUUUUACCCACGUAUGUUCAAAAGAACCUCACCACAAUAGUGCCUGAUGAAAGUCGGACGAAUAACAUCUCAGUUGAGAAUUUUGACAUGAGCCACGGUAAUUGGGGACUAUAUAAUGAGCACGGCGAAGGUGGUGGUCCUUACAUAUCGAGAUUUGGGACAUACACGGGUUUUCUGAAUAGCAAGGGUAAGCUUAUCACAGAUACCAUAAUCUAUCCCACCCCAACGUGGUUGGACAGCGUUUAUGAUAAGAAGUUUCCUGAGUAUCUGCUAGAACUAGACAGCAAAAUCGUCAAACACAUGUAUGACAUUUUUGAGACGCAUAAACUAAUCAGCAAAGUAAAAUUCAAGGAAGUUGGUGGGGAAAAGUUAAAGUCUUGGCAUAUUUCGAUUCAGUUUCCGUCUCUGCCUGAGGGCAUCCAAAACCCAUGGAUUGACAAUCUGAUAUUACCAUCAGAAAGCUCCAAAGAACCAAAUACUUCCCUCGAGUUUUCGAAGCAUAUACUAUCACUUCUUUUCAGCGGUAAUGAGCAUAAGAUUCUCGGAAUUUAUUUGGAUCGGCGGAUAACUGAAGCCAUCUUUAGAAAUAACGAGGAACCGGAAGUUUUCCGAAUUAUCACCACCUCCGAAGUUUCCGAUAUAAGUGAUUUAUUUAAUCCACAGGGAUUCCCUUUUGAAUUUGUUCAUGAACAAAUUGAUUUCCAAGAAGUACGGAAUGAGAGGUUCCAGUUUGGAAUCGUCGACAGUUUAUCAGAUUUUAAGCAGGAAGCCAUGCUUCCACUCGAAAUAAAUUUCGACUACAUACCUGGUGCCGUUAGCUUUGAUAAAGGAUGUUAUGUUGGCCAGGAAUUAACAGCAAGAACCUAUUCUACAGGUGUCCUGAGGAAAAGGGCAAUACCUGUGAAAAUAGGGAAUCCUGAUCUCUUGAAAAGUUUGCAUGCUGAUAAGUAUCCUAAAAUUCUGUCUUCGAUUGCACUGGAUACCGAUUCAAGCGACCGUCCCGCAUUUUCACCUUUUGGAACUGCUACGAAAACGAUCAAAAACAAAAGACAGAGGCCUGCAGGAACAUUAAUAUGCUUCGAGGCCGAUUAUGGAGUUGCGUUAUUUCGUACCGAUUAUUUGAAAGAAGCAUUCAAAAAAAACACUAAAGGUAUGUUUUAUGUAAGUAUACCUGACAGUGAACAGAAGAUUAUAAUCGAGCCACAGGAACCCCUGUGGUUUAACGAAUGGCAAGAAGAUCAGGACAAAUGA
Molecule: messenger RNA, 1431 nt
Organism: Lachancea fermentati
Lineage: Eukaryota; Fungi; Ascomycota; Saccharomycetes; Saccharomycetales; Saccharomycetaceae
Source: the annotation of a GenBank genome assembly